UCUUGAUUGAUUGAUUUCCGGUUCCCGCCAUCAUCGAGCUUGGAAGAUUCUACAGCAACAGAGCCACUGUCUCGAGAAUACUCCACUAUACGCCCAUCGAUCGAUUCGCAAAGCCCUCGUCGAUCGCACUCUCGGCUUCGACUCAGCGAGACAUUGCUUCUGGUUCAUCCUCCAACCCGCGACUCUUCAGAUCUAAAGCCGUCCCGUCGCUCCCCCAUUCAAUGUGCUCUUCGCGAGCUGUCAUUUCGAGCUUGAGGCCGGCGCAAGAGCUGUUGGUCUCUCCAAAGCGCACACUGGUCUGGCCUUACCAGCAGCAUCACGCGCACAUCUCGUUCGGCUCUGCCUUGCAAAGAGGGUGCAUUUCGCGUCGCUCGUUUGCGACGAGUCCUCGACGCCAAGGCUCACGAUCCGCAGAACAGUAUGAGGAGCUCUACUCUUCGAAUUAUCACGGGCAAGGAGCAAAGCCUGAACGGCCCGCCUGGUACAAGAGCCCUGCGAUGGUCGUGCUGGCCAUCAUCCCAGUUUUCACUGGCUUUCUUGGGGUUUGGCAGCUGCGCAGAUUAAAGUGGAAAGUCGAAUUGAUCGAGGAGCUGGAAGACAAGCUCAAGAAACAGCCAGUCAAUCUGCCCAAGGAUCUGAGCUUGGAGCUGCUAGAGUCUUUGACUUUUAGGCUCGUAAACAUCUCGGGCACUUUUGAUUACUCCAGGGCAAUCUUUCUGGGCCCGAGGGUCAGAGAAGGCCAGGUCGGGUGCAACAUCAUUGUUCCUUUUGCUCGCUCGGGUGGAGGUGGUGAAGUGCUGGUGAAUCGAGGUUUUGUUUCCGACAGAGACAUUGAGGGCAAAGGUAUCUCAAGGAGGCUCAAGGAUGCAGCUACGCGGGAGACCAAGGCAACCAUCACGGCCAUGUAUCCACGCAUAUACCCACCCAACUUCUUCACUCCUGAGAACGAUGGUCAGAAGGGAGCUUGGUAUCAUGGAGACCCCAAGGCAAUGGCAGAUUGGAUGUCUGGUCCUGCCGGAGCGCUUCCGCUUGCGGGUCAGGCGGACACAUUCGCAGCCGAGUCAGAGGACCUGUACACUCCGAGUGGAGGCGUUACAGAAAGCGUCAAGGGCUUGCUAGGUUUGGGUCCAAAAGGAGAGUCUCGCGUAUUACCGGCGCUUUUCGACGAGAUUUUCACUGGCGAUGCGACCCAGGCUGGGCUCCGAUUGAUGCAAGGUCUGCCAGUAGGCCGCGCUCCCAGUAUCGAGUUGCGCAAUCAACAUGCGGUUUACGCAGGCACCUGGUUCUCAUUGUCUGCUGCCACCACGAUCAUGUUUGCAGUGCUAGCCAGAAGGGGGCGCUAAGAUGCUAAUCGAUGUUACCGCCGACUACAGUCACGAGUCGUGGGUUGAUCUCG
Molecule: messenger RNA, 1396 nt
Organism: Ceraceosorus guamensis
Lineage: Eukaryota; Fungi; Basidiomycota; Exobasidiomycetes; Ceraceosorales; Ceraceosoraceae
Exons: 4
Coding region: 222-1343 (373 amino acids)
Biological process (GO): mitochondrial respiratory chain complex IV assembly
Cellular component (GO): mitochondrion; membrane
Source: RefSeq, a predicted model, not a curated record